CAAAUAAAAUUAACAACACAAAUGCCAUUCUUUAGCCGCAGGUGAACCAAAAGAUGGCGACAGCGGUAGGAUGGACGUGGAGUUGGAGACCGCCCACAACCACAGUUACAAGUCCCCGGUGGUCAUCGCCUCUUUCUUUACCUCUACCAAGCUUCAGGGUGGUCCAUGAAAGCAAGACUAGACCAUUCAAAGUCUGCUGCGAUUAUUCCUGCUUCGAGCUAAAGGAUGUCAGUUACCAACCUCCUGGAACAAAAGUCAACCUUCUAGAUGGCGUGAGUUUCUCCCUCCGUGAAAAAAGUUUUGGUUUGAUAUUUGGACGGAGUGGUAGUGGAAAAACUACUCUCUUACAGCUGAUUGCAGGAUUUAGUAAGCCCACGUCAGGCUCCAUUCAUGUCCAAAGAUAUGGUAAUGAUGGCUGCCCAAAUAGGUCCCCUGAACUCUUAGAUGCAAAUAAAGUUGGGAUUGUAUUUCAAUUUCCUGAGAGGUAUUUUGUGGCAGAGAAGGUUUUUGAUGAAGUCAUCUUCGGGUGGGCAAGACAAAAAGGUGGCAGUCAGUUGAAAGAGCUUCUUGCAUUAAGACUUCAAAAAGCUAUUACUUCAGUUGGUCUAACUGGAAUUGCUUUGGAUCAAGAUCCACAAUCACUAAGUGGUGGUUACAAACGUCGUCUUGCUUUAGCAAUUCAGUUAGUACAAGCUCCAGAUUUGUUGUUAUUGGAUGAGCCUCUUGCUGGUCUUGAUUGGAGAGCUCGUGCAGAUGUCGUGAAACUUCUAAAGAAUCUAAAGAAGGAAUUAACUAUACUUGUCGUCAGCCAUGACCUUAAAGAGUUGUCAUGCCUAGUGGAUCAAUCAUGGAGGAUGGAGAUGGGUGGAAUACUUAAAGGCGAGCCACUUCCAGUUUAACAGAUGCAAUAAAUCUUUGCCUACUUGAGCUAUGCAAGAUGUAAAUACAUGAGAGAGAUACGAAGAACCCCUCUUUAUUCUCGCUCUUCAUCGAGUUCAAGCACUACCACUCAUUGCUAAUGACAUACUAAUCACCAGCUCACAGUGACGAAUCACGAUACUUGAUAGAUGAACAGUGAAUACAAGAGUUGGAUUGAUGUUUCAUACUAGGGUGAAUAUGUUUGUUCUUUGUUAAAUGUAGUCAGCAUCAGUUUUGAUCCAGUGCUUCCAAAUUAACCGUUAUAGUACCAGUGUCAAUCCCUUUAGAAGAUGGCACAGAUUUGGAGGUCUCCUUCUUCAAAGUGAUCUUCUUAGAAGACCUUUAUUUUCCUGUGUCAUCCCCAUAAUGCAUGCCCGACUUGCCAGAGAGUUUCUUGA
Molecule: messenger RNA, 1316 nt
Organism: Coffea eugenioides
Lineage: Eukaryota; Viridiplantae; Streptophyta; Magnoliopsida; Gentianales; Rubiaceae
Product: ABC transporter I family member 11, chloroplastic
Exons: 11
Coding region: 54-899 (281 amino acids)
Biological process (GO): transmembrane transport
Cellular component (GO): chloroplast envelope; membrane
Molecular function (GO): ATPase-coupled transmembrane transporter activity; ATP binding; ATP hydrolysis activity
Source: RefSeq, a predicted model, not a curated record